CCUAAAUCAACAGCCCAAUCUCUAUCAAAAUCUCCCUUUUGGCCGUUUUCCCCCCCUCGCAAGUCCCAUAUUCAAGAUGCGUUUGUCAAUUUACACCCUUGCCGUUUUGGCAAUCUUUACAGCCACAGCCGCUGCUGGACCAAUUCAACGGGAUAACCAUCCUCAUCCCCACCCACACCCGCAUCCACACCCACAUCCUCAUCCUCACCCAAGUGCAAGCUCAUCGUCAUCGGUCGUUUCAUCUUCAAGCGCAGCCGUUGUAGCACCAACUGGCGCUUUGGCAAAACGUGGUGAACAUCCUCACCCUCACCCUCACCCACACCCACAUCCUCACCCUCAUCCUCACCCAAGUGCAAGCUCAUCGUCUUCCGUCGUUUCAUCUUCAAGCGAAGCCGUUGUAGCACCAACUGGCGCUUUGGCAAAACGUGAACAUCCUCACCCUCACCCACACCCGCACCCACACCCACACCCACACCCACAUCCUCACCCAAGUGCAAGCUCGUCGUCUUCCGUCGUUUCAUCUUCAAGCGAAGCCGUCGUUGCACCAACUGGCGCUUUGGCAAAACGUGAACAUCCUCACCCUCACCCUCACCCCGAAGCCGUCGUUGCACCAACUGGCGCUUUGGCAAAACGUGAACAUCCUCACCCUCACCCUCACCCUCACCCACACCCACACCCACAUCCUCACCCUCACCCAAGUGCAAGCUCAUCUUCAUCUGUGGUGUCAUCCUCAAGUGCAGCAGCAGCAAUUGAAACUGAUCUCAAAUAGAUCGAUCGAUAGGGCGAUGUGCGAAUAGGCGAGGUCGUUUCCUCGGGUACUUCCUCCUCCUCUUUCUCUCGGAAUUCACGGACAAUCAGGAUCUUUAUCAUCAUCAUCAUCAUCAUCAAUGUAUCUUUCGCCUUCAUCUUGCUUAUUUUUUUGUGUCUGUGUUUAUCG
This is a messenger RNA of Meira miltonrushii, 937 nucleotides long. RefSeq lists its product as uncharacterized. Lineage: Eukaryota; Fungi; Basidiomycota; Exobasidiomycetes; Exobasidiales; Brachybasidiaceae. Bases 77 to 769 code for a protein of 230 amino acids. The transcript has 2 exons. The record is from RefSeq and is a predicted model, not a curated record.